CUGUAUUGCUAGAAAAUGUUUAUUCAAAGCGUUUUGCGCUUUUAAUCGAUUUAAAUUGGUAUAAUUGUUGAUUUUGACAAGUCAUUGUCAUAAACACACUCCAGAUACAAAAUUAUUGCAUACUCACUGUAAAACUCGUAGUUUCAUCUCAUUAUAUACUCAUCAUGCAACAAAAUCACGCAUUACAUGACCAUUCGACUCUCUCAAUCGAACAUAAUACGAUUUCAUACAGUUAAAUUCACUACAGUACAAAUGGCCGCAUCGCAAGCGCCUCUACUGUAAACAACUAAGUAAACACAAACGACAACGAUUUUUUCAUAGGAUAAACACAAUUAAAACCUCACAAGAGAACAAUGACUAGAUAUGCUCUGCGGGUGAAAACGAAAGAAGGCCAGCAAGUGGUCAAUACACUAACGGCCGAAUCCACUGCCAAAGAGUUGCGAGUUCUGCUCGCCAACAUAUCAAACAUACCAGAGAAUAAGUUACACAUACUUUCUGGUUUUCCACCCAAACCACUCAUUCUAAAUGACAGCGAGACACUCAAUGUGAAUGGGAUUACCUCAGGUGAUACUUUAAUUCUGCAAGAGUUGAAUGAUGCUUCCACUGCCUCUAGCAAUGUACCUGCUGUGAAGCCAUCAGUGACUUCAACAGCACCUUCAAAGACUGAUGAUCAUUACCAGGAGCAGGAGUCAGCCAGUGUGAGUGGCAUCCUGAUGAAACAUGUAGUGCCAGCGGAUAAUUCCUGUUUAUUUACAAGCAUACAUUUUGUGUUGAAUGGGAAAGUUGAUGAGACUGGCAGUGUGGCACCUUGGAUGAGGAAUAUUAUUGCUGAGACUGUUUCAAGAGAUCCUGAGACUUACUCGGAUGCUAUUUUGGGUAAAGCAAACAGUGAAUAUUGCAAGUGGAUCAAAGAUGAUAAGUCUUGGGGAGGUGGGAUUGAGAUUUCAAUUUUGUCCAGUUAUUAUGGGAUAGAAAUCGCGGUUGUGGAUAUUGUAAAUGCAAUUAUUAACAGAUUUGGAGAGGAUCAGAAUUAUGGACAGAGGGUUUUCCUUUUAUUUGAUGGAAUUCAUUAUGAUCCUUUAUAUUUAGAAUCUACAAGUGGGGAACAUUUACGCACAAUAUUCCCCACGGAAGAUGAAAAAGUCUACCGUGACGCCGAACAGCUUGCAAUCGAAGCGAAAUCCAGCCGGCAAUACACAGACGUGAAUAAAUUCACCCUUCGUUGUGUUAUCUGCGACAUACGAUUAAAAGGACAGACGGAGGCGCAGCAACACGCCCAAGAAACAGGCCAUGCCAACUUCGGCGAGAUAUAGCACCAUAAAAAUUAAUUUAUAGUCUAAUUAUAUUAUGGAAUUAUGAAUAUCAAGAACAACCAACACAUUUGAUUCAAAAUCUUUUCCAAACCAAGUAAACGCAGUCAGAAAAGUUACAAAGUUUCGACUCAACAUUUAUUAUGUGUCAAUCUAAUAAAAUAGCAUCAAGUAAUUUUAAAA
Messenger RNA from Dalotia coriaria, 1493 nucleotides. It is a transcript of the gene Yod1, whose product is annotated as Yod1 deubiquitinase. Gene Ontology annotation, biological process: protein deubiquitination; endoplasmic reticulum unfolded protein response. Gene Ontology annotation, molecular function: protein binding; cysteine-type deubiquitinase activity. The record is from RefSeq and is a predicted model, not a curated record. Gene Ontology annotation, cellular component: nucleus; cytosol. The transcript has 3 exons. Bases 354 to 1313 code for a protein of 319 amino acids. Lineage: Eukaryota; Metazoa; Arthropoda; Insecta; Coleoptera; Staphylinidae.